This is a messenger RNA of Ruditapes philippinarum (Manila clam), 1366 nucleotides long. Its product is annotated as thyrotropin-releasing hormone receptor-like. NCBI's taxonomy places the organism in Eukaryota, Metazoa, Mollusca, Bivalvia, Venerida, Veneridae. The coding region runs from base 105 to 1172 and encodes 355 amino acids. The record is from RefSeq and is a predicted model, not a curated record. Gene Ontology annotation, molecular function: G protein-coupled receptor activity. Gene Ontology annotation, cellular component: plasma membrane. The transcript has a single exon. Gene Ontology annotation, biological process: G protein-coupled receptor signaling pathway.
UGUUCGUAUAAGAAGGUAGCAAACAAAGACUUUCAAAACUUAAACAAUUACUGAUGUUCACUUACUUAAAAACAUAUGAGAUUGUAAUUUAAGCACAAAAUAUCAUGAUGGCGGAUGGAAGUCUAAAUAUGUCUAUUGACAAUGAUAUAUAUUUGAUGGCGGCGAAUGAAAGCAUAAAUGCAUCUUUUGAUAAUGAUGAGUAUUUGAUGAUGGCGAAUGGAAGUAUCAAUGCAUCUACUGAAAAUGAUGACUAUUUGACCUACGAUUCAAACUUUGAAUUUCCAAAAUUGUAUAAAACAAUUCGGAAUUGUGUAGCUUGGGCAAUAAUUGGUUUAGUUUUAUCAUCGCUUUUUGGAAACAUUAUGAUAAUUGCAGUUAUGUUACAGAAGCGGAACAGAAAAUCUUCAACAUCAUCGUUUUUCAUUGCUCUAGCAGUUUCUGAUAUGUCGCUUGCAUUGUCAGUCUCGUUCGAGAGAUGGCUUCUUUUGAUAUAUAAUGUAAGUGUUUACGGCAUAAACUCUUAUAUAACAACCACAAAAGUUAUCUUAACCUAUUCGAACGUUCAGUUUUCGUCGUGGAUGCUUGCUUGCAUAACUGUUGAAAGGGUACUAAGUAUCGCCAUGCCUUUUAGAAUAAAAGAAAUUUGUUCAAAAACACGCGCUGAAGUUAUUAUAUUUAUUGUCUUUGUUGUCAUAUUAUGUCUGAAUACGGUCGAGUUUACGUUAUUAGUUGACAUACGAUACAUUGAAGGUAUGGGCAUGAUACAUAUAAACAAAGUUGAUGAUGGUGAAUUGAUUAUUGCCUGGACGGACUUUGCAAACUCCUUCUUUAUUCCAAUAAACAUCAUCGUAAUUGGCUCAGUUUACAUCAUUGUUAAUCUACUUCGCGUUAACGUAAACAAGCAAGUUACCAACAAACAUCGUAACAAGUCAGUUACCAUGACCUUGCUUGGAGCAAACAUCGUCUUUGUCUUAACUAUGUCUCCAUAUGUAUUCUUACAUCUUGCUAGAUUUCACUUUAAUUCACUUUAUCUGUUUCAGACAGUAUCACACAUUUUCAUGUUUCUCUCCGAUAUGAAUUGUGCUCUAAAUUUCUUUGUUUACGUGCUAAGUGGGGCUAAGUUUAGAUCGGAUGUGAUGCAGUUACUCGGAUUUAAAAUAGCAAAGCCUUAAUAAAAUGAUAUGUUACAUAGACAGUUACCUAAAACAAACACAAAAUAAAAAAAUGAAAAAGCCAUGAAUGCCAUGGAAUUGAUGUUUAACGUGAAACAUGAAAGUUGAACUAAUUGUGGAGUGAUAUGAUAUUUUUGUGUUGGAAAACAUGGAUAUAAUUAUAAAAAAUCGAAUUCUAACGGAUGGAGCACGUA